Messenger RNA from Hansenula ciferrii, 2076 nucleotides. RefSeq names its product adenyl-nucleotide exchange factor SSE2 (gene SSE1). The transcript has a single exon. Gene Ontology annotation, cellular component: nucleus; cytosol. The coding region runs from base 1 to 2076 and encodes 691 amino acids. Gene Ontology annotation, molecular function: ATP binding; ATP-dependent protein folding chaperone. NCBI's taxonomy places the organism in Eukaryota, Fungi, Ascomycota, Saccharomycetes, Phaffomycetales, Wickerhamomycetaceae. The record is from RefSeq and is a predicted model, not a curated record. Gene Ontology annotation, biological process: protein folding.
AUGAGUACUCCAUUUGGUUUAGAUUUCGGUAACCACAACUCUGUUGUCGCUGUUGCCAAAAACAGAGGUAUUGACGUUGUCGUCAAUGAAGUUUCUAACCGUUCAACACCAUCAUUAAUUGGUUUUGGUUACAAGAACCGUUUCAUUGGUGAAACUGGUAAAUCACAACAAACAUCAAACAUCAAAAACACCGUUGAUAACUUGAAAAGAAUCAUUGGUUUAGAUUACAACCACCCAGAUGUUGCUAAAGAAGCUGAAUUCUUUUCAACUGAAUUAGUUGAUAUCGAUGGUAAAGUUGGUGCUAAAGUUAAAUUUUUAGGUAAAACUGAAGAAUUCACUUCAAUUCAAUUAGCCGCCAUGUACUUUAACAAAUUAAAAGAUCAAGUCGCUAAAGAAUCAAAAAGUAAAUUAGAAGAUGUCGUUGUCGCUGUCCCAAUCUACUACACUCAACAACAACGUCAUGCUGUUGCUGAUGCUGCUAGAGUCGCUGGUUUAAACCCAGUCAGAAUUGUCAAUGAUAUCACUGCCGCUGCUGUUGGUUACGGUGUUUUCAAAACUGAUUUCCCAGAAGACAAAGCUUUAAACAUUGCUUUCGUUGAUAUCGGUCACUCAGCUUAUGGUGUUUCUAUUGCAGCUUUAAAGAAAGGUGAAUUGAAAAUCUUAGGUUCAGGUUCAGAUAAACACUUUGGUGGUAGAGAUUUCGAUUUCGCCAUCGCUAACCAUUUUGCUGAUGAAUUAGAUGCUAAAUACAAAGUCAAAGUUAGAGAAAAUCCAAAAUCAUUCUCACGUAUCUUAGCUUCAGCUGAAAGAAUCAAGAAAAUUUUAUCAGCUAACACCCAAGCUCCAUUCAGUGUUGAAUCAGUUAUCAAUGAUAUUGAUUUCUCAUCAUCAUUAACCAGAGAAAAAUUAGAAGAAUUGGUUGCUCCAUUAUUAGAACGUGUCAAUGUUCCAGUUGAAACCGCUUUGAAAAACGCUGGUUUGAAACCAGAAGAUAUUGACUUCGUUGAAGUUAUUGGUGGUGGUUCAAGAGUUCCAUCUUUGAAAGAAAGUAUCUCAGAAGCUUUCGGUAAACCAUUAUCAUUCCACUUAAACCAAGAUGAAGCUAUCGCUAAAGGUGCUACUUUCAUCUGUGCUAUUCAUUCACCAACUUUAAGAGUUCGUCCAUUCAAAUUCACAGAUGUUAACCCAGAUUCAGUUUCUUACUACUGGGAUCAACAAGUUGAAGAUGAUGAUGAUCACUUAGAAGUUUUCCCAGCUGGUUCUCCAUUCCCAUCAACCAAAGUCAUCACUUUAGAACGUACUGGUGACUUCAAAAUUGAAGCUAAAUACACAAACCCAUCAGAAUUACCAGCCGGUGUUGCUACUGAUAUUGCUCAAUGGGAAAUCAAAGGUGUUAAACCAGCCGAAGGUCAACAAACCGUCACUGUUAAAGCUAAAUUAAGAAACAACGAAUCAGGUAUCUACAGUGUUGAAUCAGCUUACACCGUUGAAGAAAUUGAAGUUGAUGAAGAAAUCCCAUAUGAAGGUGAAGGUGAAAAACCAGAAGAUUAUGAACCAAAAUACAAAAAAGUUAAACAACUUGUUAAGAAAGAUGAUUUAACCAUCGUUACCCAUGAUGCUUCAUUACCAGAAAAAACUUUGAAUGAUUUAUUAGAAAAAGAAGGUCAAUUAACUUCUCAAGAUGAUUUAGUCUUCAAAAUUCAAAACAAGAGAAAUGAAAUUGAAGAAUACAUUUACGAUUUCAGAGGUAAAUUAGAUGACAUAUAUGAAAAAUUCGUUUCAGAACAAGAAAAAUCUGAUUUAUCUUCUUUAUUAUUAAAAGCUGAAGAUUGGUUAUAUGAUAAUGAAGAUGCUUCAUUAGGUAUCUACACUGCUAAAUACGAAGAAUUAGCUUCAAAAGGUAACUUGAUUAAAGGUAGAUACUUACAAGCUGAAAAUGAAAAACAAGAAGCUGCUAGAGCUAAAAAAGAAGCUGAAGAAUACCAAAAAUUCUCUCAAAAAUUAAAAGAACAACAACCAGCUGAAGAAAAGAAAGAAGAAUCAAAAGAUGCUGAAGGUGAUUUAGAUCUUGAUUAG